Molecule: messenger RNA, 9454 nt
Organism: Gambusia affinis (western mosquitofish)
Lineage: Eukaryota; Metazoa; Chordata; Actinopteri; Cyprinodontiformes; Poeciliidae
Product: protein NO VEIN
Exons: 48
Coding region: 294-9263 (2989 amino acids)
Source: RefSeq, a predicted model, not a curated record
AUGAUGUUAGCUUCAUAGUUUGCUCGCAUGCUAGCGUUCAAGCUACUAAAAUGUCGAUUAAUAAAUGAAACAGUGUUACGUUUUCAAAGUACCGGCGAGGUGACUGCUUAUUAAUACGUUUAAAUAAGCAGCCGACGUAAAUAGUGACUUAUUACUUUUGAGAACCUUUGUUAGCUGUUGCUAAUAUUAGCAUGUGAGACGUGCUACCCAAGAUGGACCGGCUGUUUUCAGGCUUAUGUCUGCCAUAAACGUUCAGAACAAAGACAUGCAAGCAGACCAAACAGCAGCAACUCAUGGAUGCUGCUGCAGUAACAGCAGCUCCAGCGCUGCGCCGAGGACAUAUAAAACAUGAUGCACUGAGAAAUAAGGACAAGCUGACAAAUCCAAGCAGCAAGAUGGGGGACGUUUUGGAAAACGUUGUUGCUUUGGUGUACCGCCACAAGAAUGGGAUACACCUGAAUGGAUUGUCCAAUCUCUACAACCAGAAAUACCGCACUAACCUAUCUAUACGCGACUUAAACUUCACCUCCAUUUUGAGCAUGGUUUCCACUCUAGAAGACCUGGUGGUGGAGGGCAAUGUGGUGUUUCACAAGGAACAUCGGCGUCAAAACCAAGAUGCUGCUGAAGCAAAAGCAAAAAGGACAAUGAAUGCAGAGGUUCUGCAAAACGUUGUUGACUUGAUAAAGGAACAUCAUAAGGGGAUUCGCCUGAAGAACUUGGCAAAGGUAUACAAGGAGGUACACCAUCACGACUUGAUGAUAUCGUCUAUGGGUUUCAAAACAAUGUCAGAUCUCAUUGAAUCUCUGAAAGAGGAUCUAGUUAUGAAGGGGGAAAGGAUUUUCCAUAAGAUUCAUAAGAUGCACCUCUCGGAAAGUCAACCCUUAGCGGGAGCAUCAACAAGAAUCAAAGAAGACAGUCGACCUACAACACCGCAGACACCAGAUUCACUCAAGGAGAAGGGUAGCAGUAACCCAGCAACUCAAGUAGCUGCGCUCCAGGUGGAUUACAGCUUGCCCAGUGCGUCUGUCCCUCUGUCAGCGAUGAACUUUUUUGGCUCACCUUUUGUGGCCUCUACCUCAUCGUUAUCAACUCCUUACAUCCCCGGCAACCCACCUGUUGCUGCAUCCCAGCCAGUUACGCAGCUGACCCAAGACCAGCUGUACCAGAGAGUGUUGCAGGUAAUAAAGACUCAUCAUCUGGCAGCUCCAACAAUGGAGCAGCUGCAAACCUACUACACUCAGAUGUUCAGGGAACCGUUUCCACUCAAGCAGUACAUGUCCCUGUACGACAGCGUGGAAGCAAAGAAGCUGCCGAGUCAAACCGAACCGGCAGCAAAUCCCCAGACAAACGCAUGGCAGGGAACCAAAGCCACACAAAACCACAAGAAGGCCGCCGAAGCAGAGAUGCCACCUGCAGAUGGAGCCGCCCUGCUGACCGCUAGUGAUUUCCCGGUGCUGGGGGCGAGCGUGGCGGUGACCAAAGAGAAGAAAGGCAAGGCGAAAGAAGCCAACCAGAAAGAGGCCAGUGCGCCUGUCUUCAGAGAAAGGCUUUAUGCCCAGCACAGGGAGAUCCACGGCGGCAACAUGCGGGCCAUGGAGGCCAUGGAGGACGAUGACGAGGAUGCGAAGUCGAGGAAGCGGAAGAGGGCCAUGGAUCCGGAAACGAUCAACAACGUGACCGAGAGCGUUGUACGAGAAAUCGCCUCUGAGGGGGAGCUGGUCACUAAAGAAAAGGUGAUGUCCAGAGUUUGCAAAAUGUUUCCUUCCUUGGACCCAGGAAUGCUGAAACCUCGAACUAUUCCAGCUCUCAAAAACCUUCAGUACCUCAUCAGAGAAGUUAACAUGUUCAUAGAGGCUACAGAGGCGGUGACGUCCAUCUGCACGCUGUAUGAGCUCGGCCAGUCGCUGGCCGGUCUGAAGGACAAGAAGCGCUACGAAGAGCUCAACCUGGGGCCGCUGUGCAAGCUUCCCCUUGUCCAUCGCAUGUUCAAGAUCGACAGCAACACGAAAGACGACGACAUCCCUGAGAUCGAGACCGUAGACGUCUUAAAGCAAAUUAAGGUUUUUAGGAGGAAGCAUUCAAACCAAAGGUUGGACCUGGCAGAGUUUAUGAAGCAUCUGUCUGAUCAUUACAACUGUGAGUCUCCCUACGAGUUGGGGAUCAGGAUUCCCAGUUUUGGUCUACCGAUUUCGAGCCUGAUCAAGGUGAGCCGAUGUGAGCAAGCCUACCUGGAACAGGCCAGGGAAAUCAUCCAGAGAGAGCUGGAGGAGGAGACCAUGGAGCGACUGAGAAAAGUCAAGAAGAGCGUCCUAGAGCCGCUGCAAGGCGCCGCUUUCUUCUCCUCUACAGGUAAUGCUGACCUCAGGAGGAAGUACGCCUCCAUGCCAGCAGGCGACGUCGUGCUGGAGGUCUUGUCGAACGCCCAGGGAGUGUUCAGCCCCAGGAUGGGGAAGCACAUCCAGGGCUUCUUGACGCAGGUGUCAGUCGAUCGGCUGGCGAGAGCUCUGUUCCAACUGGCCAUCUGUGGAGGUUCCCUGGCGGUUCCACAGGACCUGGUGCCCAAAGAGAAGACCCCCAAAGCUACAGAGGAAGCUAAAGCGGUGGACAAAGCUGCUCCGACCCUCCCCAGUGAAGCCAAACUGAAACAGUAUGUAAAAGACAACCUGGUUGCUCAAACCUCAGCCAUCACUCUGGCACACAUCGCCGCUCUGGAGAAGAAGCUCACCAAACACUUUCACAUCAAAGACUUCUUCUCCUUAGAACAAGGAACCUUCCUGGAAUUCCUGGUGAAACACAUUCAGCUACUGCAGGAAUCUCUAGGAUCAGCUUUGUUUCUGGGAACUAAUGCUCAACUCACAGGCACUGGUUUCAGACCCACCAAACAAGACGUGUUUGAAUUCAUUAAACAGUGCGGCAACAUAUCCUCCACCGAUCCAGACGAACUGGCUCACAUUGAGACAGCACUGCGGUCCCACUACAAGGUCCGGGACAGUCGGGACUUGGGCCAUGGGACGCUGCAAAUGCUGGCUGGCUUGGUCAAGAGGCAAAGAGAGCAUUUUGGAGGAGGACUGAGCUCCGUCUACUAUGAGUCAGCUCUGUUGGCCAAACACAGCAAAGCAAGUGUUGAAAGUGGCUACGAGUCGGUGGGACGCCUGGGAGAGAUGUCAAAGGCCCAGGCCCUGGCCAGCUUGCUAUGCUGCCCUCUACUGGAGGAUUUAAACAUCUGGAGCCAAUGGGAGCUGAUCUUUAAACCCAGUUAUGGGCCCCUGAAAGACUUCAUUGAAACUAAUGCAGCGAAUACGGGCCUGGCGGCGCUGGAGGUAACCCCUGGUUUGCUGCUGAGGAUCACCACAGACACGGGCGACAAACACUUCACCAACGCCGUGGCAGCGCUCGACCCCGUCGGCACAGCCGGCCACCUCGUGUCCAUGGUGACGGCCGAUGGGAUCGACAACGCUCCCACCGCUCUCCUGGCCAAUCACAUGGAGAACUCUCUGGCCGCAGCUGUGGCUGAAGAAGAUCUGUCCAAAGCGGAAGAGGACGUGACGUGUUACAGCAGAGUGGCCAACUUCCUGCUGCAGUGUUUGACACGGAUCCCCACGAGAACUUGCCAGGCGCUUCUGCAGCAGGUGUUCCUGGAGCCCUUCUCCCGCGUGUUGGGUCAAGCCAAAUCUAAAGAAGUCCUGAUCAGGAUGGCUCAAUCUGACCCCAAACAUAUGAGCUGUCUGCACCGGCUGGGCAUCCUCCUGGGAAUCACAGACUGGGUCAAAGACUACCAGAAGAAGUUGACCUCACUCCAGAGCCAAAACAGUAACGCUUACGUAGCGAAUGGGGAUCACGGCAAGCCCAAUCUGACUGAAUCUGACAGCAGCAGUCUGUCUGCUCUAAACAUGAGCGAAGACGAGUUCCUCGAGGACGACCUCACAGACAGCAGCUCUGUGUCUUCUCACCUCAACCAGAGCAUUCACCAAGUUAAUGGCGACCAACCAAAAGAGCCUGAUGAAGAAGAUGAUGAGGAGGAGCUAUAUGAGCUGGCCUCCAUUCCUAAUGGAGAGACGUCAAACAUCAGCAGUGAAGCUGAAUGCGAUCAAGGAGGUCAGAUCGACAAGUCCGACUCAGAUGAAAAGGAGGUUAAUGGUUGUCAGUCGGAGGAUGCAUUCUGUCAUCAGAAAAACGUCAUUGAAGACAUCAGGAAGAGUGAGUUUGGCAUUGGCGUGGAACUGAAUGCGGAAGGCCAGAAGUUGAUGCAGGUCCACCAGGAGCGACUGGGCCGCAGCUUGGACCGGCUGUCCACUGAACUCUACAGCAAAGACACACACUUUGUCCUAGAACUUAUUCAGAAUGCCGAUGACAACAGCUACCCCUCCGGGGCCGGCGCCGUCCCAGCGCUUGCCUUUAUGGUGGAGAGAGAUUGCAUCACCGUCCUCAACAAUGAGACGGGCUUCCAGGAGAGGAACGUCAGGGCCAUCUGUGACGUAGGCCGCAGCACCAAGGGCAAACACAAAUACGGAUACAUUGGGCAAAAAGGGAUUGGCUUCAAGUCUGUGUUUAAGGUCACAGAUUGUCCUGAGAUCCACUCCAACGGCUUCCACCUGCGCUUCGACAGGAACUGCGGCCCCAUGGGAUACAUCCUCCCCCACUGGACCGAGGAUGAGAGGCCUCUGGAUGUACAGCUCAAGGACAUCCAUCGGCACAACUGGACCACAAAAAUCUGCCUCCCCUUGCGUUCUGAAAGUCACCAAACGAGGAACCUGUUCCACGACGUCCAUCCCUCUCUGCUGCUCUUUCUGCAUCGCCUGCGCUCCAUCACCAUUUAUAACCAGAGCGAGAAGCGCCUUGUGACCAUGACUCGCAAAGACCUGAGUCACAAUGUGUUGGAGGUGGAGCACACAGAGGGAACAGAGCGCUGGCUAGUGGUCAAAACCACACUGCAGCCCAACAGGAUAAAAGAAGAUGUCGAGUCGACUGAACUCGCUCUGGCUUUCCAGCUGGGUGGUGGCGAGACGGAGAGCGACGUCGUUUGCCAGCCACAAAAGCAGCCCGUGUUUGCUUACCUGCCUCUUCGCAGUUUUGGCUUUCGUUUCAUCAUCCAAGGCGAUUUCGACAUCCCUUCUUCCCGGGAAGAUGUUGAUAGGGACAGCUCCUGGAACCAGUGGCUUCGCUCAGAAAUACCACAGCUCUUUCUCAAGGCCAUGGAUGUCUUCACUACUCACCCAGAGUACAGAGGCCUGAAAGGUCUCUGCCAGUUCCUGCACUUCAUCCCCCUGCCUGACGAGGUGCUGGACUUCUUCAAGCCUGUUGCCGGGCAGAUUAUUCAGCUGCUAAAGGGCAGGGCCUUCCUGCCAACUCUUGGCUCAGGUGAUAAGGUCGUGUACAAGCAGCCGUCGCAGGUCGCCGUCUGUCAGGACGCCGUGAUCCGAGAGGUGAUCAGCGGCGACGAGCUGGAAAAGCACCUGUCUCUGUCCUAUCUCCAUCCGGGACUGAGCCCGCCGCCUCCCGCUUCCCUGCUCACUCAGAUGGGAGUCCGGUACCUACGGGGAUCGGAUGUUACCACGGUAACCACAGCCAUGGCGAAGGAGCUGGUCAAAGCAGAGGGCAUCCAUUCAGAGGGAGGCCUCCGUCAGCUGGCCAGGCUGCUGGUUUGCAACUUUCGGGCGAUGGAGCACGGCUACGGAGAAGCCGAGUCCAUCCUCCAGAACCUCAGGGAGCUGAGCAUCAUCCCUCUGGCUGACGGACGGGUGGUGGCGCUCAGCGGGGACAGCGUGUUCUUUCCCAUGGAAGAAACCGCGACUAAGAAGAAGAAAAAAGCUCAGGCUCAGACAGGACCACUGUCUGCAUUGUACAAAGAUCUGAGUGUGGUCCAACCCUCUCUGUUGAACUGUUUGGGGCCUCUGGAAAGCCAGCAGAUCCGAGAGCUGCUCAAGAGGCUUGGGGUCCACGAACUGGAGCCACAGGAGCUGCUGGAGCAGCACAUCUAUCCCACCAUUAACAGUAGCAAAUGGAAGUCAAAGCCUGAGUCGGUGGUAGUGAGCUACUUGGUUUUCAUCAAGCAGCAUUCCUCCUCUAGCCAGGAAUACUCGGACAUUGCAGUACCUGUACUGACCUGCAGGGGUCUGCUGUGCCCCGCUACCGAAAGGGUGCAUUUCUCUGAGGAAUACAGCAACAUCAACCUGCCAAAAACGCUGCCCGGCUGCGACUGGAUCCUGCUGAGUCCCUGUUAUGUGCAGACAGACGGCGAUGUGGCUGGAUGGAGGGAACUGUUCGGCAGGCUGGGGGUCAGGGACGGCCUCAUCCUCCGCAAACAGCGUCGAACUCUGACCCCUCAGGAACUGGCCUCCAGUCACUGGUCAGCUGAAAGUGCAGGGUGGCACCAAGGUCCAGGAAGUGACUGUGUGCUCGAUGACUACCCCUGUGAGGAGUUCCACGCUCUGGUCACAGCUCAGCUUCCCGGCUCCCUCCUGCUGCAGCAGAGAAUGGCUCUGUUAGAGCUGCUGCAGACCAACUGGGACUGCGGGCACCGUUACUCUCAGUACCUCACAGCUCAGGUCGUCGAUGGCAACGGCAGACCAGUCAAAAACACCAAGUCUUCCUUUUACCAUCUGCUGUGCAGCCUUGAGUGGGUGCCAGCUUAUCGCCCUCUAGAGGAAGAAAAACAAGAGAGGAAGUACCUCCGUCCCAGCUCAGUCUAUCUGACGUCGCCGGAGGUCCGCAGCCUGCUGGGAACUCACGUCUUUUAUGUGGACACACGCUCCAGCGAAUUCAGCAGAGCCCUAGGCAUGAAAGAGACUAUCACGGUAGACGUUCUGAUCCAGUACCUGAAGGGAUGGUGCAUCAAGCCAGAAGAAGACAACCAAGAGGAGAGGUCCGCUGCAGACGAGACGGAGGGAGCACAUUUCACCACAGCCAUUACGCACAUCCACAACGUCUACAACUACCUGAAGGACAACUGUUCCUUGAGCAGCCUGAAGGAGCUGUUCCAGCACACCCCCGCUGUGUUUGUAGAGAAUAAGAGGCAUAGUGAUAACUGGUGUUCAGGACGCUUCUAUCACCUGAAGGAGGUGUGUUGGAGCGAUAACACCUCCUUGUUCCAGCGUUACAGACAACUCACUCAGAGGGAGGACAGCCCCGUCCUGCAGCCCAAAGUCCUGGCUCCUUUCUACAGCCACCUGGAGGACAUGAGGGACUUCUUCCUGAACUGCCUGAACGUCGAUGACAGUCCCAACAUGAAGCAGUACGUGGGUUUGCUGGAGCUGAUCUGCUCCUCGGUUUCCGUACCGACCGCUGAAGUGCUGCAGGAUGUGUCCGUACUGUACGCCAAACUCGCUCAAAAGUGUAAGCGUAAAGUGUUUGGAGACCAGGAAACCAAAUUGGAUCCGAGUUACAGCUCCCAGUUGAAAGUCAUGGUCUCCGACAUGAAGGUUUUCCCCACUAAGGACAGCUGGGUGAGUCUGAGUCGUCAGCCUAUGAUCGGCGACGACAAAGAGCUGGAGAAGAUCUUCAAACCUCACAAGGAGGUUUGUCUGCUCCACCUGCCGCCACCAGAGAAGAAGUCUGUUCCCAGGAGUAAGACCGGUCAACCGGUCGCAGGGGAUCGAGCUACUAAACCAGCCUUCUACGAGAAGGACAGAGACUCAUUCCUGAAGAUCUGCGGGAUCCGUCGUCUUUCCCAGUGUGUCAAAUGGGAGCCCCAGACUGAGAGCUGGAGUCCUUGUGCCUCCAUGCAGUCCCUGGUGCGCUUCGUCACCCCCUACAUCCAGAGGUUCCUCUACCACCAUGAAGAGCUGGCCGACGUCUACGCAGACCUGACCGACGGGAACAUAGCAGAGAAACUCAAGCACCUCUCCUUUGGACAGGUGGGGAAGCUGUACAUCCGCUACCAGCUGGACGUGGCCGGCAACGAGAACGCAGUGAUAGAGCUGCAGGAUGUGAUCUGUCUGCUGAAGGACGAGAAGGAGCUCUACAUUCAGAAGGACCAUGUCAACGAGAAGCUGGAGAUCCUGAGUGAGCUGGUGAAGCUGUUCUGCACAGAGAGCAGCCACAGAAAGGACCUGAAGCAGUUCCUGAUCCUCCUGAUCAACAGCGAUGAAAGGGCUCUGGAGAGACUGAUGAAAAGAGAGAACAUCAGAGAGCUGCCCAGCGACGAAGAGCAGUGGGAGGUCCCAGAGCCCCGCAGAGCAGAGACAGACAAUGACAGAGUAUUUUUCAGGAGCUACUCUUCCAUCAGCUCCCCAGAGGAGACGUUUUUCCCCCCUCAAACAGACGGGGAACAAACGCUGGCCUGCUGGCCUCCUCGAGCUUCCAUGUCGAACACAGGCAGCAGCCAUUCAGGUCAGCCUAAAAGUGACGUGGUAGAUGCCGUCUUAAAGAUGUGGCCUCCUCCUGCCGCUCCUAAAGAUCGAGACCCAGAGAAGGAAGCGGGUCCCGGCAGAAGAAGCGGCGAGGAAGACCAGGCCCCCAGGAGGCCUGCAGACCCUCAGGGCCCUCAGAGAGUCCCGAGCCGUCCCGGGGAACCUCGCGCCAAUGCGGCGACCAUCAGCGCUCCAAAAUCUCCAGAGCGCAGCCAGCAGUCUGAGACCGCCGAGUCCCACAAAGCCGACGGUGGAGAGGAGAGGCUGGUUCCCGUGGCGACGCCAAGUCCUCCAUCUGAGCCGCCUGCAGAACCUUCCAGCAACCAGCUGCCUCUAAACAGCCUGGUGGGGCCUGAGGCAGUGGUUCCCUGCGGUACAUUCCAGGGGACGGCAGUAGCUGGGGACAUGCAGCGUCCUCUCCUGAACAUGGACUUCCCCCAGUGGGACAAAGACCACUCACUGCGUACCACACUGGAGGACAUGGAGCUCCCCUGCCAGAGACCCGACACCGUGGUGUUUCUGGACGAGCAGAUGGACCUGGCGGCAGUGGGCGAGUGGGGGGAGCAGCUGGUCAACUCCUUCCUGUGCCACUGGAGGGACAGCAGCGACCCCGCGCGGCCCACCCACGUCCUCUGGUGCAAUCAGAGCGGCGAGAGCGGCCAGCCCUACGACUUCAAGCUGGCCUUCGGAGAGGCAGGAGCCAUAUUUGUAGAGGUCAAGUCGACAGUGAAGAGAGAAAAAUCCUUCAUCCACAUGUCGGCCAACGAGCUGGACUUCGCUCUGAAAGAGAAGGAGCGCUACCACAUCUACAGAGUGUACAGCGCCGGGGACGCUCAGAACGUCCGUCUGUGUCGGAUUCAGAACCUGGCGCAGCAUCUCCACACCAAGGACCUGGCUCUGUUUCUCUUUGUGUAGUUUAUUGUUAGAUCUGCACAAGUAUUUGCACUGUAUCUGUCAUAAUAUCAAGUGUUUCAUAUAAUGUACUUUUAAACCUUUGUCUAUUGUAUAUCAGGUGUUUUAAUCCCGGCGUGCGUCGCCACACUCUUAAUUUCAGUUCCUUUUUUUUUUAUCCAAGAAUCGCUUUUAAAUACAUAAUUUGUUAUUCA